This is a messenger RNA of Vigna angularis (adzuki bean), 957 nucleotides long. RefSeq names its product U-box domain-containing protein 1. The record is from RefSeq and is a predicted model, not a curated record. The transcript has a single exon. Bases 1 to 957 code for a protein of 318 amino acids. Gene Ontology annotation, cellular component: cytoplasm; nucleus. NCBI's taxonomy places the organism in Eukaryota, Viridiplantae, Streptophyta, Magnoliopsida, Fabales, Fabaceae. Gene Ontology annotation, molecular function: protein binding.
AUGGACACGAAAUCGUUAACAAUCCGUACACUGGUCUCCUCCCUCGCUUCCUCCUCCGAUCAAACCCGUCUCGCCGCCCUCCGCCACCUCCGCCGCACCUCCAACGAGGACCCCGCCGCCCGCCCCCUCAUCUCCGCCGCCGGCGCCGUCCCCCUCCUCGCCUCCGCCCUCUACUCCCCCUCCCACUCCAUCCAAGAACACGCCGCCGCCACCGUCCUCAACCUCUCCAUCUCCGACCGCCUCCCCCUCCUCUCCUGCCCCGCCCUCCUACCCGCCCUCGCCCACAUCCUCUCCCGCCACGCCACCUCCUCCGCCCCAUCAGCCGUCCAAUCCGUCGCCGCCACCCUCCACAGCCUCCUCGCCGUGGUAGCCGAGUUCCGCCCCACCGUCGGUGCAAAACCCGAAAUUCUUCGUGCCCUCAUCAGCAUAAUGAGUGAUCCCGAUUCGCUGACGAGGACGAUCAAGGAUGCUCUGAAAGCAUCUUUCGGAAUCGCACUCUACCCGCCGAGCCGAACAGCACUGGUCCGGCUGGGAGCAGUUCCCGUGCUCUUCGCUCUGGUGGCGAAGGACAAGGACGGGAAGAGAAAAGUUGGCAUAAUUGAGGAUGCGACGGCGGUGAUCGCGCAGAUUGCGGGGUGUGAGGAGAGCGAGGACGCGUUUCUUAAGGUUUCGGGGGUUUCUAGGUUGGCCAUGAUGCUGUGUUCGGAAAGUGGAAACUGUAGUUUGAGGACAAAGGAGAAUGCUGUUGCGGCGUUGUUGAAUCUGGUGAGAUAUGGGAGUGAGAGAGUAGUUGGGGAGGUUAAGAACAAGGUUGCGUCCUUGGAUGGGAUCUCCUACGUGCAGGAACACGGUAGCCCCAAAGGGAAGAGCAAAGCCGUGGCUUUUUUCAAGCUUCUGCUUGAUGGUGGAAGCAGUGCUGAAAUUGCUCAAGAUUUGUAUCCUGUGCACUCUGAUUAG